CGGGCAUCGUUCCCGAAUCCCGAUGAUCCCGUACGAUACAGUCGGCGCGUACGCACAACGUCGCGUCUAUCCAGGGAGCCCGUCCGUCGCCCGUUUCGGGAUUAUCAUGAUAUAGUUCGGGCUCUAGACUGGGGAAAAACUUGAAAUUCGGGAUAACUAACGAGGGUUUAUAGUGUACAGCUCGGUCGAAGAGGACUUGGUGGUCUCGGUUCUGGAUCGAUCAUGGAUUUGCCACGGGUUCGGUUGACGUGAAAACGAUCGGGAAUCAGAAACAGAAUGUCAUGAGAUGUCCCGUGACGCGUACGUGGGGGGCUCCCGGUCCCCUAGGGGCGUGAGGCUGCCCACCGUGGACCGGUCGCCCAGCAGGGCGUACCCCGGUGGCAGUCCGCUGGGCCGGAACCAGAAACCGUUACGUCAGACUCGCUCGGGUAACAACUCGCCCGAGCACGUCGGUUACGGCGGUACGAGUUACCACUCGUCCUCGUACUAUCGGGACGACGAGUUGGAAGAUCCCAUGUUGGAGGAUAGGGGACGGCCCAUGGCCGUAGGGGCCGGACAUCAUAGAUCUAGAAGCGCUACUAGACCUACGAACCCAAUGUCGGUACGGUAUCAAUCCCUGGACAGGGGCCCCACAGUGGAUCACGAUCGGGAAUUUUUACCAAUAAGGGAUCGCAGGGAUCGAUCUUUAGAAAGAGGACUAUAUUUCGAAGACGAUCCUUAUCUUUCAAGAUCCGCCCGGCAAUCUCCGACCUCCCAUCAGCCGUUCAUCGGCGAACUCCAGCAUCAAAAUUCCGAUCUCCAAAGAGACCUGGCCAGUUUGAAAAAGGAACUGGACCUGACCAAUCAAAAACUCGGAUCGUCGAUGCACUCGAUUAAAACCUUCUGGAGUCCGGAGUUGAAGAAGGAACGGGCGUUACGGAAAGAGGAGUCUGCGAAAUACAGUCUGAUUAAUGACCAGCUAAAGCUGUUGAGUAGUGAAAAUCAGAAACAAGCCAUGUUAGUGCGCCAGCUAGAAGAGGAAUUAAGAAUGAGAAUGCGAGGCCCUAGUAUAGAAGUCCAACAGCAAAUGGAGGCUUUGUAUCAAGAAAACGAGCAUUUACAACGGGAAAUCGCCAUUUUAAGGGACACCAUUAAGGAACUCGAGCUCCGCAUAGAGACCCAAAAGCAAACUCUGCAAGCCCGUGACGAAAGCAUAAAAAAACUCUUGGAAAUGCUACAAAACAAGGGCAUGGGUAAAGAAGAGGAAAGGGCCAUGUUUCAACAGAUGCAGGCCAUGGCGCAAAAGCAGGAGCUGCAGGCCGCCAACGAGACCCUGCGCACCCUUCAGACUCAACUGGAGCUCGUGCCUUCGCCAUCCAGCAGCACAAUCAAAGUGCUGCUGGACACCAAAGAUGCGAGAAUCGCGACUCUCGAACGCGAAGUUUAUCUGCUCGAACGCGAGGUGGAACGUUUAGGUCCACCGACAAUAGUUAAUCAACCACCUGGUGGGUCCGCGCAUCUGCAGGUCGUUACGGAACAACCUCACCUUCACCUACCGUCGACGGUGAGACGUCAACUCGACGAGUUCCGGGUGGAGAUUCAGCGUCGCGAUCAAGAGAUACUCGCCAUGGGUGCUAAGAUGAAAACGUUGGAGGAGCAACACCAGGACUAUCAGCGGCAUAUCGCGGUGCUUAAGGAGUCGUUGUGCGCCAAAGAGGAGCAUUACAAUAUGCUGCAGGCCGACUUGGAGGAGAUGAGGGCGCGGCUGGAGGAGAAGAACCGGAUGAUCGAGAAGAAGCAGCAGCAGUAUCAGCAAGAGAGGGGGAGAGCCGCCGCCGAGAUUGCCGAGUUAAGGGAGCAUAUGGAUAUUAAGGAUCGGAAGAUCAAUGUCUUACAAAGAAAGGUCGAAAACCUUGAAGAUCUCCUAAAAGAGAAAGAUAACCAGGUAGACAUGGCGAGAGCACGUCUCUCGGCCAUGCAAGCUCACCACUGCUCAUCCGAGGGCGCCCUGAGCACCUUGGAGGAGGCCAUUGGUGAUAAGGAGAAGCAGAUGCACCAACUAAGAGAACAACGGGACAGAGCUGAACAAGAAAAGCAAGAAGAACGGGAGCUACACGAAAGGGAGAUAGCCGACUACAAGAUGAAGAUACAUGCCCUGAACAGCGAGGUUGAGAAACUAACCGCUAGACUAGAUAGGGCGCAAAACGAUAGGGAACGUAUCGAAGCCAAAUUGGAAAGCUCACAAUCCGAACUGGGUAAAUCCAAAGCGGAACUGGACAAAGCGAUGGAGUUCGGACGUCGCGGGGACGACUACGAUGUCGCGCGACAACGAAUCGCUCGCCUCGAGCUCGAAAACGAACGGCUGCGCCAAGAUCUCGAGCUAGCGCAAGCGAAACAGACGCGAUUCGGGUCGAACGUUUACUCGAGCUCGCACGAACUCGACCGAAUGCACGAACGAGCGGACAAGACGUCGUCCGAUCUUCGACGAUGUCAGGCCGAGCUUCGGGUCACGCAGGCCGAUAGCGAACGAGCGCGAUCCGAGGCGCAGGCGUUACAAGAGAAGUUGGAAAAGUCGCAGGGGGAAGUAUACCGCCUCAAGGCCCGACUCGAAAACUCCCAUCAGGAACAAGACAGCCUUCGAGAGGAACUGGAGAAAGCACAGUCGACUACGGCGAAGCUCCACGCAGACAAAGAUCGAGCUUACGCCGAACUCGAGAAGGAGAGGGAGGAAUUGGAGCGUACUACGGCGACCUUGGGAAAGGCUCAACUACAAACCGACAAGCUCCAGAACGCAUUGGACAAGGCUCAGACCGAAGUCGACAAGCUACAAGAGAAGUUAGACAAGUCCAUUGGAGAGACCAGACGUAUCCAGUUAGAAAAAGAAAAACUGGGAUACGAAUUAGAGAAUAUCCAGUCGCAAUUGGACAAGGCUCUCGGCCAGUCUGCUCGUAUUCAGAAGGAAAAAGAACAAGCCCAGCUCGAAGCAGAUCGGCUUAGGGAUAAAUACGAAAAAUUACAGACGGCGGUUGGCCGACUGCAAAAAGAAAAGGACUGUUUCCAAGACGAGUGCGAAAAACUCAAGGAAAGAGUCGACAUGCAGCUGAAUCAAAUUACAAAAGCCCAAAGAGAGAAGGCCGAGAUCGAAACCGAGCUGGAUGUUAUGAAAGAACGCUGGGAGAAAGCCCAUAUGCUACAACAAAAGCUGCAGAUCGAACGAGACGAUGCCGUAACCGAAAUCGACAUCCUCAAAGAGAAACUGGAAAAGGCAAUUUACUCCUCGCAAAAGGCCAUCGAUGAACGGGAGAAUGUUCAUAAAGAGUUUGAGAAGAUUCUUGAAAAAUAUGACAGGUCUCAAAGUGACGUCUAUCGCUUGCAAAACAAACUGGACUCAGUACAAGCAGACAAAGAGCGUCUGGAACUGGAAAUCGAAAAGCAGCAAAUCAUCAUUUCAAAAUCCAAAGAGGACCAGCGGAAACUGCAAGAAGAAGUCCAGAGGAUCACUGAAAUGUAUGAACGAGCUUCCAUGCAGCUCAGCAGAAGCAAGGAGCUUGAGGAGAAACAUAAGGAGGAAGUGGAACGGUUGAACAUCGACAUUGAAAUGGUGAGAGAUCGUUACGAAAAAGCUCAAAUAGAGCUCAGAAGGUUGCAGAGCGAGAGGGAAAAAUUACUGGCAGACAACGAACGGUAUCGAUAUGAAAUGGAACGGGCCCAAGCACAAAUUAACAAGACUCAAACUGCUUAUGAUAAAGCUCAAGAAGAAAUCUCUAGGUUAUCCAUCGAAGUGGAGAAACAUAAAGAUAAGCACGACAAGUUGCAGAAUGAGUUCAGGAAGGUUGUAGGGGAAUAUGACCAUCUCAGAGAAACCACUGGAAUGGCGGGAAGAGAGAGCAGAUAUUCCAGGUACGAUCGUGAUGAAACAAGAACCAAAGAAGAAAACGAUAGGCUACGAUCAGAAAUCGACAGGCUCAGAGAGAGGCUUGAUAAAACACUAGGAGACUUAGACAAGAGCAGGAAGGAACUCGCCCUAGUAGAAAGCACCAGAACCAAAUACGGAUUCGAAGAAAAGGAAAAACUGGCCGAAAUGGAACGGUAUAAGGAGGAGCUGCAACGCACCCUCAGCAUCAAUCAGCAACUAGAGACUAAACUUCACGAAGCCAGUAUGCAGUUGGAUCUGGCAAGGCAGGACGUGGCAAAGGCGCAAUCCUCCCAAGAGAAACAACGGGGAGAACUUGAAAGAGCCAUGAUAGAGCUGGAGAAACUCCGAGACCGUUAUGAGAAACUUAAAGCGCAAAGCGAGAAGAUGGAGAAGGACAACGAAAAGCUCAGAAUGGAGGUGGCACAACAAGAAAGAAGGCAAACAUUAGCGGCAGACAAAGUGAGAAACGAAGAGAGGCUCGAAAUUGAACGACUCAAGGAGAAACUUGAAAAAGCCAUCCAGGCCAGGAACGCCACUGAGAUGGAAGCCGGACGCUUAGCUCAGGAGUUAGAGAAGUCUCAGCUGCACCUUACCAAUGCCUUAGAAACAAACGAAGCAACGAAAAUCGAAUACGAACGCAUGGCCACCGAACUGGCACGAAUGCACGAGCGUCUAGAAAGAGACAAACUCGAGUGGAAAACUCUGGAGCAAGAGAGAGACGUGCUGCGAGCCGAGGUACAACAGGUCCGAAGCGGAGUGGACUCCCAAAGGAGAACAUUGGAUCACAGGACUCAGGAAACGUUGAUCAAGUUGCAACAGGAGCUCGCUCAAGCUAACAGAGAGAGGGAGAAGAUGGCGUCGAUGUUGGAAAAACAAGGAAGACAAGGAGAGUCAAUCGAGAAACAAAUAAUUAAAUACGAGGCCGACAUUAAGCAGCUCACAAUGGAACGGGACCAACUGGUCAACCAACUGGAAAAGUCCCAGGAUAUGCUGAUGAACUUCCAACAGGAGCUGAACCACAGCGAAGCCGAGCUGGAAAAGCACAAACAAGAAGUACUCAGGCUUAAGAACGAACAGAAGAAGAUGGCGCAGGACGUUGAAAAAGGUACCAAAGACAUGCUGGAGAACCGCGACAGAGAAAUCCAGAACCUCAGGCAGCAGCUCCAACAGGCCCAAAAAGAACGAGACACGCACAAACAAAGAGCGGACAAAGCUGAGAAGCUCCUGCACGAAACUGGAUCGCGUGGAGAUGCUGAGCUGGAGCAGUGGCGCAAUGUCAUCGAGCAGGAGACCAAGAGGGCGGAUCAGGCCGAGAAAACCGCUCAGGAUCUUCAAAAGAGAAUACAGGUCAUGGAGAAACAGCUGCAGCAACAGCUCAACCAAAUGGCCCAGUAUCAAAGAGACAGAGGGAUACAGCCACCCCCACAAGAUGAUAAGGAACUCCAGAGGUUGAAGAAGGAGCUGGAUAAGUCACAAAGUGACGUGAAGAACUGCAACACGGAAAAAGAGAGGUUGCAGGCCCAACUUGAGAUGUUGGUGCAAGAACUAGAGAAAAAUCAGCUGGAGCUGCAUGAAGCGACCAAGAAACUCCAAAUGGCUCCGCAAAAGCCCGCAGAAGAUCUCUCCGGGCAAAAGAAACAACUGGAAGAAGAAAGACGACGAAUGGAAGAAGCCAAGAAACAAUUCGAAGAACAAAGAAGGAGCGUGGAAAACAAGCACAGGCAAGUGGAAGAAAAGGAGCGACAACUCGCCGAGCUGGACAAGCAGCUACAAAAGCAAAAGCAACAAAUGGACCAAUUACAAUCCUCACUGCAAAAGGCUGGAGGUACUGUAGCAGCGGCUACGGAGCUGAACAAGAAACUUGUCGAGGCAGAGAAGAAGGUGGAUCAAGCGCAAGAGGAGGCGAAACGAUCGGCAGCGGAGAUGGAACGAUUGUUGCAGCUGGUUCAGAUGAGCCAGGAGGAGCAGAACCAGAAAGAGAAGCAAAUUAUGGAGCUACAACAAGCACUGAAAAACGCCCAGGCAAAAUUAAAGCAGCAGCAACAACAAGCACAAACCCAAGAGAGCGAAACGAACGACUUAAGAGCUAAAGAGGUGGCCAGAUCGGAGAUGGAGAAGUCAGUAGAAAAAAUUAGACAGUGUUUAGAAGAGAAGAGUAGAGACGUAGAGCGGUUAGAACGCGAGAUAGAGGAAAAAAAUUCGCAAAUAUUAAGGCUAGAAGUCGAGCUCAGGAAUAACAACUCAGAGAACGAUCAAAAUCUCAUCAAUAAUACUGGCAUAUCAAGACUAAGUAGUGGUUUUAGCGAUAAGGAUGAAGAUAGUAAUACGAAAAUUAGUCAGUUAGAGGAUGUUAUUGAGGAGAAGGAGAAGAGGAUAGAGCAGUUGGAGGAUGGCUUGAGGGAGACAGUUAAGAUUUCCGCUGAAAGAGAGAUGGUGUUGCAGAAAGAAGAAGCGAAAAGGAAACAAAUCAUGGAAAAGGUGGGUAAACUAGAACAGCGUCUGCUAUCUCUUCAAUCCGCCCAAGCAAUGCGGUGCCACAACUGCAAACCUUACGUAAGAAGAACCUCACUUCUAGAGGAAAAACUCCUCAAGCUCAUUGCUGAAAGGAAGAAGAACCUUCAGGAGCUUACGCACUUGAAGAGAGACGCGCUGGAAUCUGCUAUAAGUGAAAAGGAUGCCCACUUAGCCCUUCUGGAAAUGACAGGGAUCCGAACUGCCCGACAAGCCCAAGAAGUCGAUAAUCUCAAGUCAGAAAAGAAGAGAUUGGUUGUUAUGCUUAAAGAGGAGGCUGAGGCAAGUGUUUCUCUACUCGAAGACUCCGAUAUCGAAUACGACCUAUCGAACGACCUGCUUACCGUACCACGUGAGAAUAAACCUCUAGAGUCCAACAUAACCUGAAAAUAACGUAAUUUAGCUAAAAUAUCGUUGCCCUAUCCAGGAGUGUGUAAAAAAUUAUCUGUCUAUUUAACGUUAUAUCUUAAGCCGCGGGAGAGGCAAAGCAGUGAGGGAAAAUUACGUAGACGUUAAUUUAAAGCGAAAACUCUAGGACAAUUUUUUUUGAAAGUAGUGUCUUAAUUUAAUAAGGUUUACGUAACGCGUAGAAGCUAAAUAACGCUUACGUGAAGUUGAAGAAUAAUGUUUGCACGUAUUCGGUGAUGACUUUCUCCGUUAAUUUUUGAAAUAGAGUCUUGGUUUAAUAACGUUUACAUACGGGAUGACGUAAAUUAAUUUCGUCGACGUAUUUGCAAAAUAGUAGUAGAAUUGAAAUAACGUUUACAUAAAGUUCGAAAAUAAAGUUUGCAUUUAUUAAUGACGUCAAUAUAAUGCAAAGACUGUAGGGAUAAAUAUGAUUUUUUUUGAAAAUAGGGUCUUAAUUUAAUAACGUUUACGUAACGCGUAACAGCCAAAUAACGGUUACGUAAAGCUGGAAAAGAAUGUAUUCAGUGAUCACUUUUUCUGUCAAUUCUUGCAACAGAGUCUUAAUUCAAUAACGUUUACGUACAUAAUGACACUCAGAAAAGUCUUUUUGGGAAUAAAUUUAUAUUUGAUUAGUAAUGGAAUAACGUUAACCUAUAACUGAUAACAGCAUUUCAUUUUUCAAAGUACGUAAUUUAAAAAAAUUAAUUUCGUCGGAGGUUUUUGUAAAGUAGUUAGAAAUAACGUUCACGUAAAAUUACAAGUUCACGUUAGUCUCCUAACGUUUACACGUAUUCAGUGAUGACUUUUUCCAUUUAUUCUUGAAAUAGAAACUGAAUAACGUUUACGUACGUGACGAUAGCCGGAAAAAAAAAUUCGUGAGUGAAGUUCAUAUAUGCUUUGUAAUGGAAUAACGUUAAUGUAUGACUGAUAAAGCAUUUUGGUUUUUAAAGUACGCAAUUUAAAAAAAAUUAAUUUCGUCGGAGGUUUUUGCAAAAUAGUUAAGAAAUAACGUUUACGUAAAGAUGAACAAUAACAUUUGCACGUAUUCAGUGAGCACUUUUCCGGUUAUUCUUACAAUAGAGUUUUAAUUUAAUAACGUUUAGUUACAUGAUGACAGAUGAAAAAAUGAGUUUUCGUGAAUAAUACCGUUAACGUAACAACAGAAGAUUGUUUUUCACAGUAUACGAUUUAUAAAAAUAAUUUUUGUGAGAUCUUUUUGCAAAAUAGUUAAACAUUUACGUAAUGUUGAAGAAUAACGUUUGCCCGUAUUCAGUGAUCACUUUUUCCGUCUAUUCUUACAAUAAAGUCAUAAUUUAAUGACGUUUACGUAAGUGAUUAAAGCGUAAAAAAGAGUUUUCGUAAAUAAAGUCAUCUAUGCGGAGUAAUGGAAUAACGUUAACGUCUAACUAACAACAGGAUUAUGUAAUUCACAAUAUGAAUUUAAAAAAUUAGUUUCGUUAAAGGUUCUUGCGAAAUAGUGGUAGGAGCGAAAUGUCGUUGGAGAAUAACGUUUGCACGUAUCAUUUUCUCGUUGAGUCUUGCAAUAACUCUAACAUUAAUUUUUGUUCAGCAUUUUUUGCUAAGUAAAUGUUUACGUAUGAUCUGACAGGUGUAUAAACGUAAAGGAGUUUUCGUAGCGCCAAUGUCAUAACGUUUACUUAAAACCCGAUUACUGUUAACAACGAAAAAUUAUCCUUUUGUUUAACCUUUUUAAGGAGUUUUGGUACAUGAAAAUUAAAUUAUUGUGAAAUAGUAAUAGGAGCGAAAUAACGUUUACGUAUAGUUAAAGAAUAAUGUUUACAAGUAUUCAGUGAUAACUUUUCUUUAUUUUUGUACAGGAGUUUUCGCAAGUAAAAUAUAUUAAAAAGCAUUUACGUAUAGUCUGAGUACUGUCGACAUACUUAAACUUUGUUGCAGGGGAGUUUUUGCAAAAAGGACAUUAUUUUUAAUCCUGAAUUGUUAAACUAUAUCAAUGGCUUUCGUAAAAUAUCCUUAAUCUUAUAUUUUCUUAUGUACGUAAAGGAGUUUUCGCAGCGCCAAUGACAUAACGUUUAUUUAAAACUCGAUAACGUUUAAAAUAUAUUAUUCUCUUUACCUUAUUGACCACUUUUGGUAGAUAUAAUUUGAAUGAAAUAACGUUUACGUAUAAAAUAUCAUUCGUACAUAUUCAGUGAUAAAUUUUUCCGUAAUUUUUGAACAAAAGUUUUUCGCAUAUAAAAUAUAGUAAAUAGCGUUUACGUACAAUCUAACAGCUAUCGACAUACUGAUACUAUGAGCGAGUUUUUACAAAUAGGAAAUUCUUUUUAAUUCUCUUAAUCACUUUCGUAGAAUAUUCAUAACAUUACAAGUUUUUAUAUACUUAAAGGAGUUUUCGUAGUACCAAUGAAAUAACGUUUACCCAAAAUCCAACUACAGAUAAAAAUUUAUGUUAAAACAAGAAUCAUUAUUUAACCUUAUAUUUUUGGGAAAUAAAAUAUGAAUGAAAUAACGUUUACGUAUAGAAUAACGUUUGCACAUAAUAACUGAUAGGUUUUCCCAUUUAUUCUUGCAAUAAUUAAUUAAAGUAAAGUAUCUUAAAUAGCGUUUCCGUAUAAUCUAACAGCUGUCGACAAUAUUAAAUUUUUCGUUAAUUUUUCUGUACUUAAAAUUAUUGAUACUUGAUUGUAGGAGAGUUUUUGCAAAUAGAAAAUUCUUUUUAAUUCUGAAUUAUUAAUGGCUUUCGCACAUUUUCUUAUAUAUAUGUAAAAGAGUUUUUGCAGCGGCAAUAAAAUUGCCUUUACUUAAAACUUGAUUACUAUUAACAACACAAAUAUCGAUUAAAAAUGAUUAAUUUUUUAUGGUUAUUAAUAGAGUUUUAGUACAGAACAUAUUAUUGAAAUAACGUUUACGUAAAUGAAUCUGUCAAUGCCAAGUGUUAACUUCUAUUAAUUGUUGAUCUUGUUAAAAAUUUCCCACAAUUUCUGAGAGGCAAUUUUUGCAUAUCGAAGAAUUACAGAGUAAUCAAUAUGACUUUUGCUUAAGGUUACUUUUCGCUAGUAAAAAAACUAGUGUCAAAAUAGCGUUUACGUUAUACUUUAUUUUUAAAACAAACGUCUAAUGAACGAGAUUCUUCGUAAAUAAUCUUUUAAAUAAAUUUUAAUAUUAGUCAACUUUAAGUCUAAUAAAAAGGAGUUUUCGCUUAACCGUUAACGUUAUUAACCGUCACUGCUGUGCCUUUUCGCUAAAUAAAUUUCCUAAAUUAUUAUAAUACGUAUUGCGAUAAUACGGAUGAUCUCAGCAAUAAUAAAAGUAUUUAAUGAUCACUGUUAGACCUGAAUAGUACGAGAUCAUAGGUCAUGAGUCCUUUAUAGGGUAAUUAUUUAAUAAUUCUUAUACGAAAAGAAACAAUUCCACUUUGUAGAUAAUUUCUUUUAUGGCCUUUGACGUCGAACUAAGGUUUAGGUAAAAAAAAAACUCACUGCCUACUGUGUAUAAAAAAAAAGUGGUAAUUAACCGAUAAUUAAGUUAAAUAAUUAGUUAGUCAGUGCAAAGACGUUUAUUAAUAAUUAAUAUAAUUAAACUAUUGUGAAUGUGGUAUAUAAAUAUAGUUGCUGUUAAAGUUUUCAACGUUUAGAUAUGACAAUAAUAAAUAUUCGGGGGAAUGGGGCGUCGUUUAAGUCCUAUAAAUGUUCUUUAUAUGGGAACUCGUUGGUCUAGGUACACCUAAAACAGCGACGCACGCAAACUGCUUCAAACAUCCAACGAGUUCAGUAUAAAGAGACUUUUGUUUUUCUGUAAAUUACCAGAAGCUAUAAAAUUCACGUCAUAAUGUUGGUUGUCAUUAAUUAAUGAUUAUAUAGCGGCACAACUCAUCAUUUUUGUGAUUUUUAGUCCAUUCCCAUAUAGAAACAAAACUGAAAUAUAUUUUGGAUUUAAACCGUUGAAAUUUCAUUCACUAACAGUCUUAAAUUACUAAUAACAAAUUAUAUCAUACAAUGCCUUUAAAGGAUGUUUAAUUUUGAACUCCCAGUAUAUUAAAGUUUCAUAUCAUGAUAGAGUUUUUAAAUGAUAGGCCGAGAACACUGCCAUUCACUCGUGCCAUUAGUCAAAAUGUAUUAAAUUCUUCUCCCGGAAAGGGAUUUUAAUUAAUUUCGAACCCUGUGGACAUUAAUUGAUUAGUUAAUGUUAACGUGUAGUUAAUUAAGAUUCAAUGUAUGCGGGUACGAAUUUAUUAAAGUCAUGUUGGGUGGUAAUCGUGUGGGUCUCAAAGCGUUAAUUUUGCAAAAGAAAAAUCUUCUUAGUAUGAGAAACUGGAUAAAAUAUUAAUCUCAAGGAUUAAGUCCUUAUCUCAACAGUGAUUUUGCAAGAUCGAUCGUGAAUUUUGUGAAUUUAAGGUUAUUAAAGUUGGUUGGACUGGAUAUGUUCAGUAAAAAAAUAUAUUUAUUACAAAUAAGAUAAGUAUGAUAAAAAAUUUAUCGAAUCAGUGAUUUUUCAAAAUUCAUCCAAACGAAAUCAGUAAAAUAUUGUUUGCUUGAGAUAAGCUUCAAUGGACCGACAAAUAUUUAUCACAGCAGUGAUUUUUUAAGAAUCAUACAAACGAAAUCAGUGAUUGAUAUUUAUUUAAUUAAUAUUUAUCACAUCGGUGAUUUCUCAAGAUUCAUAGAUUGAACGGUAUUUUGUUUAGAAGUAUUUAAAGUACGAGUAAUUUUUUAAAAUGAUUUAUUUAAUCUUAGCAGUGAUUUUUGGAACAAUAAAAUCUAUAUCUUAACAGUGAUUUUUUCAAGACUUUUUACUCAUUUUGAAUUAAAAAAAAAUUUUCUUUAUUUGAGUAUCUUUGCAAUGAUUAAAUUAUUAGUUGAGCUGUGAUUUUGUGAAGGUUGGAGCACCGAAAUCAGAAAAAAUGAUUUUUCUGAUUAAUGUUGAUCAAGUAUAAAGAUUUUAUUAACUUCGUGGUUAAAAUAAUAAAAUAUUUAUCCCAGCAGUGAUUUUUCAUGAUCUGGAAAGUUGAAAUCAGUAAAAAAAAAUUUUUCGUAAAAAAAAACUUUUAUCGGCUUUAAAAUGAUAAGAUAUUCAUCUCAGCAGUGAUUUUUAUAAAGCAAUUGACCUUUAAUCAACUAGAAAAUGAUCAAAUAUUUAUCUUAAUCAAAAAUUCAAAAACCCAAAUCAGUGAAAAAAAGCUUAUUUCACUGAUUUCAUAAAAUAUUUGUCUCACCAGUGGUUUUUAUAACCCUAAUCAGUAAGAACUAAAAUUCUUAUUAAAUGUGCUUCGAUCAAAUAGGAAAUGAUAAAAUAUUUAUCGCAACAGUGAUUUACUACAGUCGUUUUUGGUGAGGUGGGGUUUUAAAGACUUUGCAACAGUCAAACACAUCUUCUAAAGGUUGGUCGAUUCUCGAAAGUAGUGAUUUUUCUAAAGGCAGUAAAAAAUAAAAUUUUUAUAAAAUGGGCUUCUUCUUAUAUGAAAUGAUAUAAUAUUUAUCACAGCAGUGAUUACUUAAGUUGUUUUUGUUGAAGCGACCUUGGAAUAAUAAAAGACUAAUUUCUGAGGUGAUUUCAAGGGUUGGUUGACCUGAUGCUACUAAAAUAAAUUAUUUUUCUUUUAGUAGCUUUAAAUAGUUAAUUAAGUUAGCUGUUUAUCUCAGCAGAUACAAAAUCGUAUUGGCUUUGGAAUGAUUAGAUAUUUAACUCAGCAGUGAUUUUGAUGAAGCGAAUAAGUAAAAAAUAAAAUGUUCAUAAAAUGGGCUUUAAUUAACUACGAAAUGAUAAAUAUUUAUCGAAGCAGUGAUUUUUCAGGAUCUGUGCAACUGAAAUCAGUAAAAAAGAAAUAUAUUUCUGAAUUACCUAUCGGCCUUUAAAUGAUAAAGUCUCAGUAGUGAUUUUGCAAGACUAAUAGAUUAAAAAGUAUUAGUAAUAUUUUUUUAGAUGGCCUUUAAUGGUUCAAGAUUGAUAAUAUAUAAAUCACAACAGUGAUUUCUUAAGACCCAUAAGAUUAAUAUCAGUAAUGAAGUGGUUUGCUUGAUCUAAGCUUCUAGCGAUUUUAGUAUGUGUUUUUUUUAUAAAGAAAAUCAGUAAAAAAUUAAAUUUUUAUGAAAUGAGUUUCUAUCAACUAUGAUAAAAUAUUUAUCGAAGCAGUGACUUUUAUAAAACGAAUUAGUAAAAAAUAACAUUUUUAUAACACGGACUUGUAUCAAUAAUAAAAUUAUAUAAUAUUUACUUCAACAGUGAUUUUUCAAGUCGGUUUUGUUAAGGCGGUCUUGCAGCAAUAAAAUACUAAUUUCCGGGAUCAUUUUAAAGGUUGGUCGACUCUUAGCAGUGACUUUAGAUAGAGAAUAAGUAAAAAAUAAAAUUCUCAUAAAAUGGACUUUAAUCAACUAUGAAAUAAUAAAAGAAAUAUCGAGGCAGUGAUUUUUUAAGUUUUACUUUCAAAGAACUGGAAUCAGUAAAAAAAUAAACUAUUUAUGUAUUCACAGGCUUUUUUCUCUCCAUCGGCUUUGGAAUGAUAAAACAUUUAUCUCAGCAGUGAUUUGUCAGGUCGUUUUUGUUUGUAUAAUUUUAAAAGUUUAUCAACCUGAAAUCUCUCAAACAAAUUAUUUUGCUUUUGAAUAUUUUUUUUUAUUUUCAGCAGUGAUUUUUUUUAAAAUAGAACCAAAAUCUGUUAAAAAAAUGUUUUUUUAAAGAUGAGCUUCUACCGGCUUUGCAAUGAUAAAUAAAUACUUUAAAAUAAUAUAUAUUUUUUAAUCAUAGCAGUGAUUUUUUGAGAAUGAUCGAAUCUGUUACAAUCAAUCAUCAAAAAAAUUGUUUUUCUUGGAGACCUUCUAGUAGCUUUGGAGUAAUUAAGUAUUUAUCAUAACAGUGAUUUUUUCAAGGUUUCUUAUUUAUUUUAAAUUUAAAAAAAUGAUAAUUCAUCGCAAUGAUUAAAUUAUUAGUUUAGCUAUGAUUUUGUGAAGGUUAGUCGACCUGGAAUAAGUAAGGCCCUUUGAAACCAUGGCAUAUUUAUCUCAGCAGAGAUUUUUCAGUUGACUGAAUGUCCUGAUAGUCUUUGGAAGGAUAAAAUAAUUAUUUCAACUGAGUUUGUAAAGGUUGGUUAACCUGAAAGAUUUCGUGGCUUUAAAAUGAUAAAAUUUUUAUCUCAGCAGUGAUUUUCCAAGAUCUGUAGAACAGCAAUCAAUAAAAGAAAUAUUUUUCUUCAGACGACAUUCUCAUUAUUAUGGAAAAAUAAUAGAUUUAUCUCAGCAGUGAUUUUUCAAAAUUUAUAAAACUCAAAUCAGCAAAAAAAUUACUUUUCUUGAAUAACCUUCUAUCGACUUUAGAAUAAUAAAGUAUUUAUGAGAACAGUGAUAUUUUCAAGUAAUUUUCUUUGUUAAGGCAGGUUUUUAAAUACUUUGCAAUAAUAAAAUACUAAAGUAUGGAGUGAUUUUAAAGGUUGAUUGAUCUGAAAUUAUUAGAACAGAAUAUUUUUAAUCUCAACAGUGAUUUUUUUAAAUAUAUAGAACCGGAAUCAGUUAAAUAAAUGGUUUCCUAGAGAUGGACUUUGCAAUGAUAAAAUAUAAAUUUCAGCUGUUGAUUGACCUAAAACCGUGUAAUAAAUACUUUAGAAUAGUAAAGUAUUCAUCACAACAGUGAUUUUUUGAAGACAUUUUACUCCUUUUGAAUUAGAAAAGUUAUUUUCAACAGUGAUUUUUCAACGAAAGAACCUAAAUCGGUAAAAAUGGCUAAUUUUGACUGAAUGUCCUGAUUACUUUUGAAAGGAUAAAGUAGUUAUUUCAACUAAGUCAAAGUUGGUUGACCUGUAAGAUUUAAUUAACUUCAUGGCUUUAGAAUGACUAAAUAUUUAUCUCAGCAGUGAUUUUUUACGCCUAGACUAAAUUAAAAAAAAAUAUUUUUUUGAUAAGCCUUGUAAUGGUCAAAUAAUAAUCUCUGGUGUGAUUUUUAAGCUUGGUGAGCCUGGACCAGUAAAAAGAUUUUUUUUCAUUGUUUCUUUGCAUUGAUGAAACAUUUAUCUCAGCAAAGACUUAAAAUCAAAAUUCAUACAAAACUUAAUAAGUAAAAAAAUGGUUUUCUUGAGUUCAGUUUCUAACGACUGUGGAAUGACAACAUAUUGAUAUUAACAGCGAUUUUUUCAAAUGCUCAAAUCAGCUGAUGGAGGUUAUGUUUAGCAAAGAUAAAAUAGUAAUUUCUAGUGUAAUGCUAAAGAUUAAUUUGUUAAUCUCAUUUUUCAUAAUUUAUAGAACCCAAUCAGUGAAAAAUCCUUCAAGCUCGGAAAUAUCAUUUUACUCUUUUGACCUUAAAAAAUAAACGAAAAAUAAGAAGAACUUUAUUUUGCCAAAACUAACUAUUGAGACCUUACAGCUACCAAAGCAAAAAUAUAUUAAUAAUAUAAAAUUUUAAAAAAAUAUUCAAAUUGUACUCUUAGUCAGUGUUUAGCAAGUUUGUAAUUGUAGCAACAAUAACGUUUAGGCAAGUCAGUAGAUCCGAAAUUGUAGAGCAGUAAAAACAAGGCAAAUCUUCAAACUGGGUAGCCAUAUAAUGUAAGUAAACUGUAUAAGAAGAGUGUUUUGUAAAUAGUUUUAAGUUCAUUGUCACUUAAUUGUUUUAUAAAAUGUGUUUUAAGCUCCGUAUUAUACUCUUUUGUAAAUACCUCUUGAUUUCGUUUCUUACAUAGAUAAUUUUAAGAUAUUUGGAACUGAAUUAGAAAUCACUUGUCGCAAUUUUUAGAAUAAGUAUAUUCCUCCUUAUCAUUCAAUCGAACCAUUAUAAAUAAACUCAAAUUUUAUAUUGAGUUUGCUUAUAAUAAUAUAAAUCACACUUAUCGUCACUACAUAUCUCAUAUAGUAAUAUAACAAAAAGUUGCUUUUUAUAAUGCAAAUAAAAUAUAUAAAAAAGUUAAAGAACGAUAUGAUAAAGAGUUCAUUAAGUAAGAAAACGUAAUAAAAAAAAAUUGAAAAAAAAUCACGGUUUUGAGAAGGGGAAAGUUGCUAAUUGCAGCUAACAAUAAAGUAGUCGUUAAAGAUAUUAAUAAAAUACUGAAUAGUUACGCCGUUUUUUCUUCAGUCUUCAUUUCUAACACGCUGUUGUAUACAUUACAUAAUAAAUAUUACGUUUUAAGGAUGAUGUACGAUGUAAAAUUGUGAGGCGAAAAGUAAAAAUCAUGAAAAAUUU
This is a messenger RNA of Anthonomus grandis grandis, 15949 nucleotides long. It is a transcript of the gene brp, whose product is annotated as trichohyalin. The record is from RefSeq and is a predicted model, not a curated record. Gene Ontology annotation, cellular component: cytoskeleton of presynaptic active zone. Bases 287 to 6793 code for a protein of 2168 amino acids. Gene Ontology annotation, molecular function: structural constituent of presynaptic active zone. The transcript is spliced from 34 exons. NCBI's taxonomy places the organism in Eukaryota, Metazoa, Arthropoda, Insecta, Coleoptera, Curculionidae. Gene Ontology annotation, biological process: maintenance of presynaptic active zone structure; neuromuscular synaptic transmission; regulation of synaptic plasticity.